Messenger RNA from Leptopilina heterotoma, 1745 nucleotides. RefSeq lists its product as uncharacterized. Bases 357 to 1496 code for a protein of 379 amino acids. The record is from RefSeq and is a predicted model, not a curated record. The transcript has 4 exons. NCBI's taxonomy places the organism in Eukaryota, Metazoa, Arthropoda, Insecta, Hymenoptera, Figitidae.
AAAAGAAGGGUAAAAAUUGAAAAGUUUCUGUUCUACUUUUCAAAUGCGAAUUUCUCUCUUAUUCCUCUUCCGCAGGUAUUGAACUAUUCCGUCGUCAAGUAAACAAUACCAAUAUAUAUAUAUUUUACCAUUAGAAUUUCGCGAAACCGGAAGGUGCAUUCCUGCACUACCAGUCUUUCACUUCAAAUACCAAAAGAAUCAUUUCGUUAGAGAAUUUUAAAUAUUUUUUUCAAAUUUUUUUCAAAUUGUUUUUUUCCUAAAAAUAUGUUUUUACUAAUUCUUCGUUCAACUCACUAUCUCUAUUUUAAUCAUCAGUUUUGGAAGAUUCGGUAUCGGUUGACAAAAACAAAAAUAAUAUGAAGCAACGUCAAAAAUGUUGUUCCCAUUGUCCGGGCAAAAUAGCAGCGUCCUUCGAUCUCGAGGAUCAUUCUUGUCCAUUGCCAACGUACAUAAGUGGAAAUUUAAGAUUAUCGUCGUUGAAAAAUUAUGUGCCUGGUGAAGAGGAACGCGCUGAGAGAUUAUCGGGAAAAACAGUGAAAUCAACGGCUGAAAGAUUGGACUCGUGCAUGAAUAGAUUUGCAAUUGCAAAAAAAUUUCACGCCGAAAAUCUUCAACAUCAACCGUUACCUGAUAAAGUUGAUGACUCAAUAUUUACAAACGUCCGACCAACGAAACUAAUGGAGAAUUUGUGUUCAAAGUGUAAAGCCAUCGAGAGAUGCCAAAGAAUAAUUCCCCAGUUUAAGCGAGAUGAAGCAAAACGUUUGGGGAAAAAAUUCGGUCCCGUGUUGGGGUGCAAAAAGCCAGAGACCCAUAUGGACCUGGCGAUUUGUUGGGAAACUCCAGUGAAUCCGGAAUACGAACCCCGACGAGCGUUGCACAUUGAUGGUACAGAUGGGGGUCCAGCGCCUGCUGUUUUUACUCUAGUUCAACAUUCGCUCACGUCCUCCGAGAAAAUUGGACAACAAUGUCAAGGUUGCAAUCGGGAAUUGAAGAAAGGCGAGCGCUAUGCGGUAGAUGAAUUAUUUCCCUCGGAACCGGUGGAUCGUAGUUCGCCAAAUGAGUUGGGAAAUAAUUGCGAUUUGUGCACGAAUUUCGAUUCGAUUCACAUAUCCGGUGGCGAUGAGAAAAAUAUUUAUUCCAAAAAUACUGGAUUUCGGCCAAGAGUAAAGCAUGCGACUCAAUUGCGGCAUUGUUUGGCUUGUGAUGCACUGGGAAAACCGUCGGGGAAUACAUAUCAAUCGCGAUAUAUUCAAUCGGCAAAGCAUCAUCGAAAUUCACGGCGUAAUGGAAUGUCGAAUAAAUAUCCAGUACCAAGGCCAAGAACACCAUUUGCCCGUCGUUCUUUUUGUAUUGACACACUGGCGCCGCCAUUCAGUAUUGUUCAGGGUUGUCGGGACGCCGAUUAUCCGGAGCACUGGCGAUUGACUUCAGUUUAUCAGCAGUCUUAUCGUAAUCCGAAAAAACAACGGGGUACGAUUUUGAAUUACGAUCACUAGUAUAGUUAAAGGGAACUACCAUAAAGUAAGUGGAAUUUGAUUUGACAGACAUUUCCCCAUUUUCUUCUCCCACAAAGUAAUCUUUAGCAUUUAUUCUUUCUUCAGUGCUGAAGAAAGCAUUUAUUCUUUCUUCAGUACUGAAGAAAGCGCAUUUGGCAUUUAUUCUUUCUCCAGGACUGAAGAAAGUAUUUAGCAUUUGUUCUUUCUUCAGUACUGAAGAAAGCGCAUUUAGCAUUUAUUCUUUCUUCA